AUGUUUACUUUAUUGAAGCUUUUGGUGACAAUGCAUCCAAAAAAUAUCAAACGGUUUGCAGAUCUCAUGGCAAAAAGCUCACAGCUUCACCUGUCCUGGACACAUAAGAGAUGUCUACAGUUAAAGACCAUAGGCAUAUCACAAACACACACUUGAAAAUCAUAAGAUAGGACAUAAAAAGCUUUCUUGGAAGACAAAAAAAACAACAACAACAACAGCAUGCCUGCAGAAAGUACUUUAGGUAUUUGCAUCCGCACGAGUAUCUUGUGACAAUGUAAACUUUUGUCAAAAGAACUUUGAAUUUGCUUUGCUAAUGAACAUACAUGUAUACCCAUAAAUACUUGAGGCCUCAUCAUUCAUGGUUUAUACUUUUGAGGGACAACAACAACAACAUUAUCCAGAGGAUAAUGCUCUUGGCCCACAGACUGUCUUCAUGCAAAUUUCACAGUUGCGCCAGAUACCUACGUAUAUGUACAGUGCAUGCAGCUCAAAACAAGAGUCCAAAAAAUGCGUGUGUGCAAUUUGUACCUCUGCAUCUGAGUGUGUGUGUAUCUCUGACACAUCUGAUUAGUAUACAUGUAUGGGCCAGCUUUAUACCUCUUUCACAAUGGUGUCCUAUUAAUAUAUAUUUUUUUAUACGUGUGAUAAAUUCAGGCUUUCUGACCUCGUUUGAAAGUAAGAAUUGUUUUGUAUUUUGCACAUGUUAACAAGGUCAGAAAUGGUUAUUAUAAUCCUAUAAAAGAAUACAUAUUUAAUAGGCCACCAGAUUGUAAAAUACGUCUAUUGUCUACUUAUUGCUCUUAUUUUGUGAAAGGUUUGAACCCAGGAGUCAUUUCAUAAGUAGGCUGAGUAUGUUUGUCUGGGUGAACGUAGUCCUGAAUGUUGACAGUUACUGACGUUUCAAUAACCUGUGCAGUAUUCAUCUUCUGAGUGACUCUGAAGAUGAAUACUACAGAUUGUCGAAACGCCAGUGACUGUCAACAUUACAGUCCUAUUCUGGACUAUGUUCACCUGGACAUUUAUGCAUAACCUUCUUUUGUUUUUAUUUUGUUGUUAGUUUUUGUGGACUUUAUUGUAAGUCAUUACAUCUUAAACAGUGGGCAUUAACUGAGGAACUGUAUACAAGUAAACACACAUUUAUCUUCCUACAAUGUAACUCAAACAUUUGAACAAGCAUCCACAUCAUUGGCACUAAUAUAAACGAAUCUUUGGCUAAAUGUAAAUCAAUCAAAUAGUGAGAUUUUUGCUACAAAUAAUUUGAGAGCAAUGUUCUACGAGUGAGAGACUUUCAUUAUAGUACCGUAUGUUCUUAGUGAGAUUCUCACAAUAGAAAGAUUAAAGGGGCUAUGCCACACUAUUUUCUAACUUCCAAAAAUAAUGGUCCAGUUUUGUUAUGCACAGCUAUUAAAUAUAAAUUAGGCAUUGAAACAAUAUCCUAUCGACCUUUGUCACACAACGGCCAUUUUGUUCCAGGAGAUUUAAAAAGCUUUGUUUUUGCACAGUUAGCCUAGCUGGCAGUGAGAAUGAGGCUAGCUGUGCAAAUACAAAGAUUUUUUAAUCUCUUGGAACAAAAUGGCUGGUUGGUGACAAGGGUUUAUUGUCUGUAGCUAUGAAUGGCAAGGAUAUAGAUGUUGAUUAAAACUUGAAAAAGUUGUGCCACCCUUUUCAAGUUUCAAAGCAGGCUUUGUGCCUGCAAAAAUUACAAUCAUAAAAAUUGUUCAGGUUAGCACUCCAGGGUCAAAAUUUUGGUUAUCUUCUUUAAAACAGGUACAAGUAUUUGUUUUAUGGCUUAAGGGGUUCUGAUGUAUAUGUAAGCUAUCCAUGAACAUGCUAUGGUACAACUAGGCAUCAUAAUAUUAUUGCAUUAAAGAAGGUAGUGUCCAAUAGCUCUGGACUAGUGGAUUUUGCUAUUGCGCUAGUGGAUUUCAUUCUUAACUUGCCCACUGUGCAGGACAGUGAUGUUUUUUGAGGGAUUAAAAUUACAGUCUAAGAACUGUGAAAUCAUUGCAGUUACCUCAUCAAAAAGUGUUUGGGGCUAGCUGAAAUGACCUUUGGGCUAAUGCCCAAACGAAAAGCUGUAUAUAACUGACUUUCUUUGCACCCUGCUGAUGUUAAUUCCCAUUAGACUUCACAGUUCCCUAUUACUCCAUAAAUACUGUAACUCGCGUUCAUGUAGGGUGCGAAUGUACCAAGGGGGGAGGGAGUGCGAUCCAAGUUCACAGAAGUUAAAGUGGAAGGAAUUUCUUCACACCUCCUGGAUGUGAGCUACAGUGAUGUGAGGACAGUCCCCCUAUUCCCCCCAAAUCAGUGAUCCUAUACUGCCCCCCCUCCUCCCACCCCCAGUCCCAGGGUAGAAUUGAUACUCAUCCCUGGGUUACACUCAGACCAUGGGUAAAUUAAAGAUAAAAGAAAGGAAGAAAAAGAGUGAUUUUCUAAUGUGUUUAUGUAAAGUAUAAAAGUACAGAGGAAGUGGCAAAUUGACUGGGUUGAUUAAGCUGUUGCUGCCAAUCUCACUUGCUGCCUCAUUUAUAUACCCUGUGUGCCUCCAUAAGGCCUUAAAGCCGUCCAUUUCACUACUCUAUUUUAGACAAGAGACUCUCCAACCCAUAUUUAGGCUAUUGAAUCCCCCCUCACACACACAUGUACAUGUACACUGAUUGAAAUCUCCCACAUUUUACAGCCUGUUCAAGGCAGCACCCUGUUUGAGAGGCUAAUGGCAAAAUUGUGUACUCAGUUUGAAGACUCUCAACCCCCCAAACCCAUACCAUGUUCAGUGCUGUUACCCAUUAAGGCUAAAUACGGGAUUGCUUUCCCCUGGGCUGCAAAGACAGUAUAACUCUUCAUUACUUCUUGUUUUUGCCUUAGGUGUCCUUGUCGCUGCUGGAGAUGUCAUCACCCAGCAAUUUGCUGAGCGAAGAGGCACAAGUCAUGACUUCAGAAGAACAGCUCGUAUGGGCGUGGUUGGACUAGUUAUUGGCCCUGUGCUAAGAUCAUGGUAUCUUACACUGGAAAGGAUUAUCCCUGGGACUGCCAAAACUGCCGGCUUUAAAAAGAUGCUGUUGGAUCAGAGUCUCUUUGCUCCUGUUAUGAUAUGCUUCUUUUUUAGUGUGUCAGAGACACUUGCUGGAAAACGACCACAUGAAAUUAAAGAGAUGCUCCAGGAACGCUACGUACAGACACUGAUCACAAAUUAUAAGAUCUGGCCCCUUGCACAGACUCUGAAUUUUACGUUUGUUCCUAUUCAGCACCGUGUUGGCUUUGUCCAAAUUGUAGCAAUAUUUUGGAAUGCAUACUUGUCAUGGAUGGCUAACAAGCCAUCACCUGAUGCUGCAGCCUUAACUGUUAAGGAUUCUUUGGAGCUGGUUCAGUGA
Porites lobata is the source of this 3371-nucleotide messenger RNA. NCBI's taxonomy places the organism in Eukaryota, Metazoa, Cnidaria, Anthozoa, Scleractinia, Poritidae. The record is from the annotation of a GenBank genome assembly.